This is a messenger RNA of Aspergillus homomorphus CBS 101889, 678 nucleotides long. RefSeq lists its product as uncharacterized. Lineage: Eukaryota; Fungi; Ascomycota; Eurotiomycetes; Eurotiales; Aspergillaceae. The record is from RefSeq and is a predicted model, not a curated record. The transcript has 2 exons. Bases 83 to 454 code for a protein of 123 amino acids.
CCGGGAACUCGCUCGGUGUCAACUCCACAGCCGCGUAAGAUGGUCACACAGCAGGCUGGGCGUGUCACAUCAUUUCAUUCAAAUGACCCGUCCGUCUCCUGUCAUGACAUUCAAGCCGGGGUUCGGGACCCAAGGGUUGAUUUGGUUCCUGCAAUUGGUUAUGUCCUACAUCUCAUCACUGGCCUUGCCACGCCACGCCACCCGCUGCCCCGAUGCGGAGCCGUUGGUUUUAACCUCAGGGAUAAAUCUCCUUGCCAUUAUCUAUGAGCUUUGCAUGAAAUGCGAUGGAACUGUUUCGAAUCAGUCAUACCAUCAUGGUCUAAAUCCAGAUCAACUUUUAAAAAGUGGAUGUAGCUGCGACGUCUCCUUUGACGAAUGCGACAGUUACACACCCACUGCCGACACAAGCAUAUGUGGGAUGUCUCUUCCAUGUUCAUGCUUGACAGGAACGUAGGGCAAGCUGCACGAACGGGCUUUAGCCCCGAAAUGCAAUGGUUACGCACUGCUCCAAGAUUGCCUUCCCUAGUUAGUAUUUCUCCUCUCCAAUUACCCUCUCUUGCAUCACAUCGGAAGGUAUGUCCGCAUGUCUCAGAGGGUUGUGCUGUCCUUUAAUAGGCUCAAUCUUGCGCCCACACGACCCGUGUGCCUUGUUUUGAGGCACGACUGUAAGUAUAGAUA